AUGUGGUUCACAACGAGGCAAGAAGGGCUUGAUGACCCGAGACCGGCCAUGCGCGGGCCUUGCGUCGAUCUGCCGGGGGCAAUCUUUUGCGGCAGCAUCAAUGGCAACAGCUUUUUGCUCCGUGGAGGCUUCCUCCUGCAGCUUUUUUCUCUGAGUGGUCUUUUCAUUUCUUACUGGGCUUCUGGAGGCUCUGGUCUGUUCGGCUACGAGCUGCAGGGCAUGAAUGAGGCAGCCAGGAGCUCUGAGGGUUUCCAUGCAGCCCUUGCUUUUUUCUCUGGCCUCUACAUGCUGGGGGCCACUUAUUUAGUCUGCUUUCAGGCGAUCGCUGCAGAUGAUGCCUGCUGGGCCCGGGGUUAUCGUUCUGGCAGCAAGAUUCUUCGUUUGGCGACGUUCUUGGACCUGUUGAGCAGCAUCAUGCAGUUUAUUUUCUUCCUGUACAUUGCCAAGUUUUACAAGCCCAAGUGGUACAUCCAUUUUAAAGAAGGGGGCCCCGAGUGUCUUUUCUUCUCAUACAUUCGCUGCCUCCACGCCGUUUGUCUGGCUCUCUACGCCGCCGCGACUUACCUUUUGGAGGUUUACCACGACGAGGGUGCUGGCGACCUGCACGCAUACAUCAACUCCGCACUAUUCGGCUUGGCCAGCAUUGUUGAAUUCUCUGUGAUGUUCAUUCCUAUCGGGGGAGCGUCCACGUUAACAAUCUGGCUGGCACUCUUGGCAGCUACCAUAUGGGCAGUAUUUUUCGAGCCUGAAGUGAACAAUGUGUCGCCUGCUCUUCAUGAGACAGAGCUAACCAAUGAUGUUGAGCAGCAAGUUGAAAAGUUCGCACGUAUGUCUCCUUAUUACCCCACUGGAGACACGCAGCAGCCAGCCAUGACUCCCCAGGCUUCCCAGUCCCCCCCAAGUGGCUUCUCUCAGGCGCCUAGCCAACAGUUCCAACAGCAGGCGUCCAUCGUGGCCCAAGCCUACGAGGCGGAAGGGCGUCAGUAG
Molecule: messenger RNA, 987 nt
Organism: Eimeria necatrix
Lineage: Eukaryota; Apicomplexa; Conoidasida; Eucoccidiorida; Eimeriidae
Product: Multi-pass transmembrane protein, related
Exons: 4
Coding region: 1-987 (328 amino acids)
Source: RefSeq, a predicted model, not a curated record